Molecule: messenger RNA, 1186 nt
Organism: Zonotrichia leucophrys gambelii
Lineage: Eukaryota; Metazoa; Chordata; Aves; Passeriformes; Passerellidae
Gene: PURB
Product: purine rich element binding protein B
Exons: 1
Coding region: 39-1043 (334 amino acids)
Biological process (GO): regulation of transcription by RNA polymerase II
Cellular component (GO): nucleus
Molecular function (GO): purine-rich negative regulatory element binding; DNA-binding transcription factor activity, RNA polymerase II-specific; RNA polymerase II transcription regulatory region sequence-specific DNA binding
Source: RefSeq, a predicted model, not a curated record
GGGCCGGAAGCGGGCGGCGCGCGGGGCGGGCGGACAAGAUGGCGGACGGGGACAGCGGCAGCGAGCGCGGCGGCGGCGGCGGGUUCGGGACCGCCCGCGGCGGGGCGGGGGGGGCCGGCCCGGCCGCGGGGCCCGGCGGCGGCGGCGCGGCCGGCCCCGAGCAGGAGACGCAGGAGCUGGCGUCCAAGCGGCUGGACAUCCAGAACAAGCGCUUCUACCUGGACGUGAAGCAGAACGCCAAGGGCCGCUUCCUCAAGAUCGCCGAGGUGGGCGCGGGCGGCUCCAAGAGCCGCCUCACGCUCUCCAUGGCCGUGGCCGCCGAGUUCCGCGACUACCUGGGCGACUUCAUCGAGCACUACGCGCAGCUGGGCCCGUCCAGCCCCGAGCAGCUGGCCCAGGCCGCGGGGCCGCCGGGCGAGGACGGCGCCGGGCCCCGCCGCGCCCUCAAGAGCGAGUUCCUGGUGCGGGAGAACCGCAAGUACUACCUGGACCUGAAGGAGAACCAGCGCGGGCGCUUCCUGCGCAUCCGCCAGACCGUGAACCGCGGCCCCGGCGGCCCGGGGGGGUUCGCGGGAGGCCCCCCCGGGCUGCAGAGCGGCCAGACCAUCGCGCUGCCCGCCCAGGGCCUCAUCGAGUUCCGCGACGCCCUGGCCAAGCUCAUCGACGACUACGGCGGCGAGGAGGACGAGCUGGGCGGCCCCGGCGGCGGCGGCCCGGGCGGCGGGGGCCUCUACGGGGAGCUGCCCGAGGGCACGUCCAUCACCGUGGACUCCAAGCGCUUCUUCUUCGACGUGGGCUGCAACAAGUACGGGGUGUUCCUGCGGGUCAGCGAGGUGAAGCCGUCCUACCGCAACGCCAUCACCGUCCCCUACAAGGCCUGGGCCAAGUUCGGCGGCGCCUUCUGCCGCUACGCCGAGGAGAUGCGCGACAUCCAGGAGCGCCAGCGGGACAAGCUCUACGACCGGCGCGCCGGCCCGCCGGGACCCGGCAGCGGCAGCGGCGCCGGUGACGACUCCGACGGCGACGACGUGGACGACGACUGAGCCGAUCCCCCCAGCCCUCGACCCCGACGCCGGCCCCCCACCACCCCCCCCGAGCCCCGGGGCGAGCGGGUCCCCGAUCCCCCCUCCCAGCGACGGGGCAGAGGGGUCCCGGAGCCCCCCUUCCCCCUCCCAGCGACGGGGUG